GUUACACUUGUGAGGAAUGCGGGAAUGACACAGUACAAAUAAUUUGAUUGCUAAAUAAAUAUGUCGAAUUGUGACAUUUUCAUUUCCUGCAGCUUUUCAAAAUUUUGUUUUCAUUUCAUUAACUCUUGCUCGUACUAUAAUGACGACAGCAACUGGACGAAAGGGAAUAUUACCAAUAAUUGAGCCGCAUAAACUAUACAACAGAGUUUCGGAAGAAUGUUUAUAAACUCGUGCCGUUAACAUAUUCGGGAUAUAUAAACAUAUCUCUAGGCGAUGGCACAGUGCUGCUUUGAGUGUGGAUUAAGAUGGCAAUCCUGCAGGGAUUUUACCCGAACACAGUGGCCUAUUCCAAGAUGGUUAUUCAUUAUAUAUCGACUUAUUACACUCAUCUACACAUGGGGUUAUCAGAUAUUUUCCUGGGUGAUGUAUUUCGAUCCGAGAUUUUACGCCUUCGUCACAAAUUUGACCUUCUCGCUCCUAGCACUGUACGAAAUAGCGGCCACCGGAAACCUGUUAAUCGAUUUGGUAUUAGACACAAAGGACACUCCGCCAAAAGAAUCCACAACACUGUCUCUUCGAUACACUAUACAAUGGGUUCUUUAUGACGUACUUGUGACGUGGUCGCUCAUCGUCGCCAUCGUUUACUGGGCGUUCUUAUUCGAGCAAAAUACAGACGCCCUCAGCUGGGUGGAGGACAUCACCAUCCACCUCCUCCCUGCCGCUUUCACCCUAUUGGAAGUCACAGUAACGGCCACGCCCUGUUUAUUUGGUCACGUGGUCUACCCAAUAACGUAUGGAAUGAUGUAUCUCACCUUCACGUUGAUCUACUGGGCUGUGAGUGGGGGAGUGGUUUACUUCUUUCUCGACUACGGGGAGAACCCCGUCACGUCCAUCAUUGCCUUGCUCUCUCUUGCCGCAGCCAUCUUUGUAAUUUACACAGUGGUGUGGGUUGUGACGAACCUGCGGCAGUGGGUGGCCAGGAAGACGAACGACUGUCGAUGCGGUAGUCGAGCAAAGUACGACGUCGAAAAGAAUACGGAAAACCAAGGACACCAUUCUGAAGGGGGCGAGGGGAUUGUAGACCACGUCUUCUAGCAAUCGAAUACUCAAAAUACCAUGGCCCGGCGGCCUGUUUCAUAAAGAUUGAUAACUAUGGCAACUACCAUGGAAACCUUGAAUGACAUUGGCUGAUGUACCCUGUUAAUUGCCAUUGUGGUAAUUGACACAUUGGCAAAGUUACAGCACAUGGCCCUAGGAACGAUUUUUUUAGAGUGCUGAUAUUAAUAUGAAGGAGAAAAAAGGUUCUCAAUGUAAAAUGGAGGUCAUUUUGGUCCCC
Molecule: messenger RNA, 1336 nt
Organism: Lytechinus variegatus (green sea urchin)
Lineage: Eukaryota; Metazoa; Echinodermata; Echinoidea; Temnopleuroida; Toxopneustidae
Product: protein rolling stone-like
Exons: 4
Coding region: 274-1095 (273 amino acids)
Cellular component (GO): membrane
Source: RefSeq, a predicted model, not a curated record